Messenger RNA from Oikopleura dioica, 441 nucleotides. Lineage: Eukaryota; Metazoa; Chordata; Appendicularia; Copelata; Oikopleuridae. The record is from the annotation of a GenBank genome assembly.
AUGGAAAGGGAGUGGUGUGUUCUUGACAGAAUCAGUCUGAUAAGAAAUCUUGAUGAAACGUGCAAUCCUAGGCAUUACCCGAGAGGUUUUCGAACUUUCUUUGGUCGAAAGGGAAUAUUUCCCUCUGGAUGGCAAGAAAAUGUCCCAGCUCAAAGCCAAAAGAACGUCAAUCGCGCUCUUGACUUCCGCUCGCCACUUCGCGAAAGAGUUCUUUCGAAUCAGCAAACUCAAUCGAUUGCGCAAGCUGUGAACGAUUUCGAUCGCCAACGAGAUCAAAUUGCUUCUCCUGAAACGAGUUCUGGUGGCUUUGCCAAAAAACACCUAGUCAAGGAACAUCUCGACAAGGAACCCCAGCUCGCCCCCCAAGCGCGAGAAAUAAAAAUAAACGGAAACGUGAAAGAGAAAGCAGCGAUAACGGACACCUUACAGCUACAAAAUUGA